Perkinsus marinus ATCC 50983 is the source of this 419-nucleotide messenger RNA. RefSeq names its product Rab7 GTPase, putative. Gene Ontology annotation, molecular function: GTPase activity; GTP binding. The record is from RefSeq and is a predicted model, not a curated record. The annotation marks the transcript as partial. NCBI's taxonomy places the organism in Eukaryota, Perkinsozoa, Perkinsida, Perkinsidae. The transcript has 5 exons.
UGGCAUUUUACCGUGGUGCUGAUUGCUGCUGUUUGGUGUAUGACAUAACUAAUCCCAAGAGUUUCGAGAGUCUGGAUUCCUGGCGGGAUGAGUUCCUCAUACAGGCGUCGCCUAAGGAUCCAGAGGAGUUCCCAUUUGUGGUAGUCGGGAAUAAAUUGGAUAUGGAGGCAAAGCGAAAAGUAUCGAAGGCAAGAGCGACUACUUGGUGCAGAUCCAAGGAUAAUAUUCCGUGUUUCGAGACUAGCGCCAAGGAUUCCCUGAAUGUUGAGCAGGCCUUCAUUGAAAUUGCACGACGGGCGCUGCAGAACGAGGCGGCAAUGGCUAAGGAGCAGGAACAAAUGUAUUUAUCCCAAACACUUAACUUGAAUAAUCCUCCGGCCGACAAUCAGAGCUCUAAUGUGCAGCAAUGCGAGUGCUAG